This is a messenger RNA of Bradysia coprophila, 1643 nucleotides long. It is a transcript of the gene Rpn5, whose product is annotated as regulatory particle non-ATPase 5. Lineage: Eukaryota; Metazoa; Arthropoda; Insecta; Diptera; Sciaridae. Gene Ontology annotation, cellular component: cytoplasm; proteasome regulatory particle, lid subcomplex. The record is from RefSeq and is a predicted model, not a curated record.
UGUCAAAAUUAACUAUUGUGAAUAAUUCUCGGUUUUGUGUGAAGCUUUGCACAGACAAAUUGGUAACAAACAAAACAGAAAUAUUCUCCGAUUUAAAUAAAUUUACCAAUCCAGAAUUCUACACAGCCGAAAAGAGAACAAGUAAAAAAGAGACAUGGUUGACAACAGAUUCGAUAAUUUAACGAACGUCGAUGGGGGUCGCAUCGUUAAAAUGGAAGUCGACUAUACCGGUGCUUGUGACGAAAAGAUCCCGUUGCUGAAAGAAUCCGCCAAAGAUCCAAACAAAUUCCAUCAAUCGAUUGACGGAUUACUGCAAUUGGAGAAACAAACCCGCCUGGGUGCCGACAUGAUCUCCUGUUCACGCGUACUAAUCGCCAUCGUUCAGAUAUGUUUCGAGGCACGCAAUUGGAAUGCGCUGAACGAAUACAUCGCAUUGCUGGUGAAACGACGGUCCCAGUUGAAGCAGGCCGUCGUCAAAAUGGUCCAAGAGUGUGUCACGUAUGUGGAUCAGACUCCAGACAAGGAGACAAAAUUGAAACUGAUCGAUACGCUGCGCACGGUAACGGAAGGAAAAAUUUACGUCGAAGUCGAACGGGCUAGGUUGACACAGAUCCUCGCUAAAAUCAAAGAGGAAGACGGUGACAUUGCCGGUGCGAGUACAAUUAUGGAGGAGUUACAGGUGGAAACGUACGGUACGAUGGAGAAACGCGAGAAGGUCGAAUUGAUAUUGGAGCAAAUGCGACUCUGUUUGGCGAAACAAGAUUUUGUUCGGGCACAAAUCAUUGCCAAGAAGAUCAACAUCAAGUUCUUCGACGAUGCUGGCCAGGAAGACUUGAAGUUCAAAUACUACGGCAUUAUGAUUCGCCUGGACCAAGAUACAUCCUUUUUGCGCACAUCUCGCCACUACCAGGCCGUUGUCGAUUCAGAAGUCAUCGUUGGCAAGCCCGAACGUCGCCAAAGAAUGAUCACGUGCGCAGCAUUGUAUUGCAUCUUGUCGCCGUACGAUAACGAGCAACAAGACAUGAUGCAAAGACUGUUCAAAAAUAAGUUGCUGGACGAGACACCAAUGUACAAGGAAUUACUCCGUCUGUUCAUGUGCAAGGAACUGAUCGACUUCGAUGGAUUACAGAAGCUCUACGGCGAGGAGUUGCUUAACUUCGACAUAUUCAAUCAAGCAAAUUCGCAUGGCAAAAAGUGUUGGAUUGAGUUGAAGAACCGUGUGAUCGAACAUAAUAUUCGCAUCAUCUCCAACUACUACACCCGCAUCAACCUGAACCGAAUGAGCGAAUUGCUGAAUUUACCCGAAUCAGAAACCGAAGACUAUUUGUCCCGUUUGGCCAACAGCAGUACGCUGACAGUAAAAAUCGACCGUCUGGACGGUAUCAUUCAUUUCGCCCAGAAGAAAGCCGCCUCCGAUUUGCUGAACGAUUGGGCAACCGGUAUCAAUGAAUUGAUGAGCUUGGUCAAUAAGACGUGCCAUCUGAUCAACAAAGAGGAGUGCAUCAAUACGGUCAUGGUCAAUUGAGUGGGUUGAAUUAGAUGUCUGAUCGUUUUCGUUUGCUUUUUUUUGGAUGCGUCCAUGGAAUUGUCAUUUCUCAUCGAGUACUGUAAUGCGAGAUAAUAAAAAAAAAAAUCUUUUUCAA